Brassica rapa (field mustard) is the source of this 3189-nucleotide messenger RNA. RefSeq lists its product as uncharacterized. NCBI's taxonomy places the organism in Eukaryota, Viridiplantae, Streptophyta, Magnoliopsida, Brassicales, Brassicaceae. The record is from RefSeq and is a predicted model, not a curated record.
UAUGAUGGACUUUUAAUUUUUCUUAAUAACAUAAGCCCAUUACUUUUUUUCUUCUUAAUACUACUAUCUUUGUUUCCAAACAAAAUUAAUUUUUUUUUAAAAGACUACAAUUCAUGUUUCCAAACACUCCAAAUUUUUUUAAUAGUCCUAUUCAAGUCUCCAAACACUCCAAUUUUGUACUUGAGUUUUAAUAAGAUAGAUUACAAAAACUCUUAAAUAUUUAUGUCAGCAUGGCACCUAGAUAUUUUAUUUAUUAAAACAUUUAUUACGUCGGGUUUGUGCUUUGGUCUAUAUCUCCAAGUAAGCUUUGGGUUUCUUUGCUCGACGUCCUCCUCCUAUGGUGUACCGGAACCGUUGCCUGUCGCCUCCGUUGAAGCCUCUUGGAGCCACCUCUGAGUGAGAGUUCGUUUGUUUUGCCUCUUAGCUUUACCAGAUCCGGUUUGUUGAUUUUGGACGCCUAAAGCCCAACCUAAAUAUAAAAUAAGUUUCCCAAAAAAAAAAGUUUGAGAAUCGAACCGUGCCCUCAUUUGAAGAAUAAUGACAGUGUCGACCACUACACUACAAGUAACUUUUCACAAUUUACUGCCCUAUAAAUAUAUAACAUAAUUUGGCGCUUAAAACAUGAGUUUUACCAGUUUUAGCCCAUGACCGACCCUGAACUUUACUCUUGUCUCUUCUCUGAAGCAACAAGAAGCGCUUGGAUUUGAGUUUCAUUAACGUCAAGAAAACCAUUAUUGGUAAGCUUGAUGUUAACUUUUGUGUUUCAUAGAUGUUUUUUUAUCUUUUUUGCGGUAUCUACGAACAAACCAGCUUGUUAGCAGAAUUUGGUUCAAUCUGAUUGUAACCAAAUAUUUGUUUCUUUGGAAUAAUAUUUACAAUUUAGCAAAAAAACAUGUAAAAGAUUUAAUUCAAAUCUGGAUAAAAAUAUCUUUCACGUUAAAAAGUGUAAUUUUCAAAAAAAAUAUAUAUAUAAAAGUUAUCCCAAAAUCUUUCUAAUUAUGUCUAGAUUUAUUUAUUUAUUUUCUUCUGAAAAGGGUAAAAUAAGGCACGUGAAUAAAAGAAGAAAAUAAAAAGAGCACGUGACAGUUUUAAGGAUGUUUGUGGGAAAUAAUGGGCCAUAAAGCCCAUUUUUAUGGCUUUCUUACCAAGCAAUCAUUAUAAACGUUCCUUCAUCAUCUUCAACGUUUCCUACGCUCUGUUUCUUGUUCUUGAAAAAAACAGAGCAUGGAGAGUGAGUACGAAAAUGUUCUUCGUUUUGAAUCACAAGGCAGAUACAUAGAGGCUUUAGAGAUUAUAAGCGAGGCUGAGCGUUGUGGUAACCACAGUGAACGUCUUAACAUACUUCAAGCUGAAAUCUUCAUGUCUCUAGCAGAAGAAUCCGAGAAUCUGUACAAGAAACUCGUAUUUUUAAUGGCAGCCGUUGAAGCCUACUCAAGAAACGACGCGUGUGAAUGUGUCUACCCACUGUUCGAAAUAUCAGAGCUUCUUGGUUCAGCAUCAUUCUACAGGAGAGUAUUGAAGACGGCAGAGCUCUUCUUGAAGCGUAUUGCUACAGCUUUGAGAUCUCAAGAACCGGACGUGGCUAAAGACGGCGUAUAUGCUCACCUCUUGAAAGAAAGGAAAAAAGUGCGAUCUUUGGUUAACGUUGUGAAUGCGAGGAUUGCGAACCAUGUUCCUUUAGCUGACUUCAAACCAGAAGCCAUAGAGAUGAAGAAGGAGAAUGGUGCUAUGGUUGAGCGAUUGAGACCUCACUGGGAGUCUUCCAGUGAAAACACCAAACGUGAGUUCAUGAAAGUUAGUACUCAGGAACUUCGAAGGUUUGUGCUGAAUAAAUUUGAAAAGGAAGGAAAAUAUGCGUUGGAGAAAGUUCUGGGUCACGUAAAGAAGAACGCAAGGUGGAUUUUUUGGCUCUGUAGAAGUUGUUCCCAGAAGUUCUCCACUUCCGAAGAAUGUACGAGUCAUCUUGAACAGGUACAUGCUGCAGAGUUCGCACCAUCUUCGAUGAAUGAUUUGGUGGAGAAGGAGGUCUGGUCUGAUAAGACAGCAGUUGGAGUUUGGAAAGAUGCUAUCGAUCUGGUUUGCUCCUCAGUUGAAAGUUUCUGCUGUCAAGGUUUAACUGGAGUCAAAGAGAAGAUCAAUUUUGACUCAGACAUGGCAUAUGUGCUGCUCGACAAGAGACUCUUGCAAGGAAAUGUUGAUGAGCGAGUUGAUGAGGGAGGUAAGAUUAGCUUUUCUGAUGCUAAACUUCACUGCACAAGGGUGCAUGCUGGUGGAGGAGAUGACUUCAUGUCAUGGCUAGCAUUGUCAGAAGAUUGGAAAUUCAAAUUCCCAAGACCAAUCAGGGAGUUCAAUUUGGAUAUGUGGAUUGCUUCAUUGAGAUCAUAUCAGUUAGUCUGUAGGACUUUGCAAACACACAAGGUUAUUCACUUGGACGCAGAGAUUUUACUGAUUGACAAGUCUAGAGUGAAGUUGCUGAAACACCUCACAGGGAUGUGUCUUUUUGACUUCAGGUGCUACCUUAAUUCACCUCUCAAGGAAUACAUAAUUGAUUGUCUGCGUCGAAGGUUCACUUGAGAUGAUUAGUGUAACGUUGUCUCAUUUGAUUUUUGGACUAGAGUUGGUAUACGUUUAAAUCCUGUUCUUGUAUAUUUUGGUCAAUUUUGGCCCUUUCGGCUGCGUGGAAACUUGUGUCUCUAUCCAGUCGCAGCUGGUUUAUAUCUCAGAGCUUAAAAACUUACAUAAAAGACUAGUGUUUGGUGAAACAUGUUGCUAGAUCUAGCUCAAGUACACUAUAUACAUAUACCUUUGUUAAGCGAGAGAAGGAAAAAGAAAAACAAAAUAUCAAACAGAGAUCUUUAAGCUUAAUACAAGUAAAACACUUCACUCGCUGUUGAUGGAGUUAACCUGAACUAGCUUCCUCGGAAUUAUCUGAUAAAUGAUCAGAACAGCAACCGAGUUAAAUACAAUAUGAAAGUAGUAACUGAAACCAAUAACAUUUUCAAGCUGCAUUUAGCAUAUGAACCUUCUUCACAUGGAGUAACUCAACUGCCAAACAAUAUUUUUUUAAAAAAAUUGAGUAGAGAUGAGAAUGCAUGCCUUCUCCUCCACAAAGAGUGUCAAGUAGGAUCAUUUAUCAUUUCAUAUUGUAUAGCUCUACCACCAACGAGAACACAAGCAUAGUUGACUGGA